This is a messenger RNA of Trichomycterus rosablanca, 474 nucleotides long. Its product is annotated as polyubiquitin-B-like. NCBI's taxonomy places the organism in Eukaryota, Metazoa, Chordata, Actinopteri, Siluriformes, Trichomycteridae. Gene Ontology annotation, cellular component: cytoplasm; nucleus; cytosolic small ribosomal subunit. The record is from RefSeq and is a predicted model, not a curated record. Gene Ontology annotation, molecular function: protein tag activity; ubiquitin protein ligase binding; structural constituent of ribosome. Gene Ontology annotation, biological process: protein ubiquitination; modification-dependent protein catabolic process. The coding region runs from base 1 to 474 and encodes 157 amino acids. The transcript has a single exon.
AUGAAGCUCAUCACCAAAACCCUGAGUGGAGAGGAACAGACCGUGGAUGUGACCCCGAGCACCACUGUUCGUGAACUCAAGCGCAUCAUCGCCCCGCUCUAUAACACGAGCUCCUCACACUUGAAGCUUUCGUCUGGCGUUGGGCACAACGAGCACAUGGUCGAUGAUCAGAAGACCGUGAGUGAUUAUGGUUUGAGCUCAGCAGCCACCGUGAUGCUGCUGAUCUCCAAGAGCCCCGUUCCUUUCCAAAUCUUUGUGAAGAACGAGAAGGGCCAGACCAAGACUUACAUGGUCACCGGUGAGGAGACCGUGGCUCAGCUGAUGAGGAACAUCUCCCAAAGUGAAGGAGUACCAGUGGACCAGCAGAGGCUGAUCUGCGAGGGCCGACAGCUCGAAUCUAACAUGAGGCUGCAAGAUUACAACAUUAAAGCUGAAAGCACCAUUCAUAUGACCCUCCGUCUGCGUGGGGGCUGA